AUGCCGGAAAGCAUGGGGUCUUUGGAGAAUCUAGAAAUUCUAGAUAUUUCUAGAACCGGUAUAGAAGAAUUGCCCGGAGGUAUUGGGAGGCUGAAAAAGCUCCGACAUUUAGAUGCUUCACGGUGCCGUGAACUAGGAGGGGAAAUGCCAGAAAGCAUGGGGUCUUUGGAGAAUCUAGAAAUUCUAGAUAUUUCUGAAACCGGUAUAGAAGAAUUGCCCGGAGGUAUUGGGGGGCUGAGAAAGCUCCGAGAGUUGCGUGCUGAGAGUUGCGAGAAUCUGAAAGGGGAAAGGAGAGAAAGCAUGUGCAAUCUGUCAUCCCCGCAACACCUCGAUUUUUCUUUACGUAGAGAGCUCCAAUCGCUGCCGGACCUUCCUUCCGACUUAACAUAUUUGCGCAUCACCUGUCAAAGUUGCAAAUUGCCUUCACUCUCCCACCUGACCGGUCUCAAGGAGCUAGAAGUCGGUUCUUGUGAAUUUCUCGAGUGCAUCCAGGAGCUUCCAUCAACACUACUAAAGAAUUCAGAAUGUUCCCAACCGACGGGUGUUGAAGAAUCGGAAUUGCCACAAUCCCUAAACACUCCCUUCAAGUUGGAAAUCUUGAAAGUCAAUGACUGUGAAUCUAUUGAAAUCUUGGACGUCUCACGGUUUAUCCAUCUAAGGACAUUAUCCGUCGAUUUUUGCUGGAAUUUACUUGAAGUUCGAGGUCUUGAUAAAUUGAAAUAUUUGGAAUCCUUGACUGUUCGCUCCUGCAAUUCGGUUGAACGGUUAAAGCUUCCAAAGUCCGAGGGUCCGAAGGUAGUGAACGUUAAAUAUUGCGAAAACCUCGUCGAAAUUCAAGGUCUCGAUCGCUUGGAAAAGCCGAGUAUCUAUCGGUGCGCUUCAAUUGAAAGGCUAGACCUUCCAAAAUCCAGGAGUAUGAAGAUAUUAGAUGCUACGGAAUGCGCAAAAUUAGCCGAAAUUCAAGGCGUCGAUAGGUUGGAGUCCUUGGAACGGUUGAGUAUCUCUAGGUGCGCUUCAAUUGAAAGACUGCUUCUUCCAAAAUCCAGGAGUUUGAAGAUAUUGGAUGCUGAAUUGUGCAUCAACGUAGCCGAAAUUCAAGGCCUCGAUAGGUUGGAGUUCUUGGAAGAGUUGAAUCUCUAUGGGUGCACUUCGUUUGAAAGACUGCUUCUUCCAAAAUCCAGGAGUUUGAAGAUAUUGGAUGCUGAAUUGUGCAUCAACGUAGCCGAAAUUCAAGGCCUCGAUAGGUUGGAGUUUUUGGAAAAGCUAAAUAUUAGUUGGUGCACUUCAAUUGAAAAGUUGCACCUUCCACUUUUCCUAAUUGUGCUACACUUCCUUUUCCCAAGAGAAACCACUGUAAUUGCCAAUCUAGCUCCGAUCGCGUCUGAUGGAGAAUUGGCUGAAUAUGGAGGUGAAGUGCUUGAAAUUCUAAAUGAGAACAUGAUAUCGAACUAA
This is a messenger RNA of Rhodamnia argentea, 1452 nucleotides long. Its product is annotated as putative adenylate cyclase regulatory protein. NCBI's taxonomy places the organism in Eukaryota, Viridiplantae, Streptophyta, Magnoliopsida, Myrtales, Myrtaceae. The transcript is spliced from 4 exons. The coding region runs from base 1 to 1452 and encodes 483 amino acids. The record is from RefSeq and is a predicted model, not a curated record.